UUCAUGCUGAUCGUAACAACAAAUCCCCUCUCUCUUUCUCUCUCUUCUCUCGCUCGCUCUCUCGAUUUCGACACCCAAACCACCCACACACAAAAACACACACAGACACUCACACAUACGCACAGAUCAUCCACAAGGCGCCACCCCUCUUCAGCCCACGUUCUCCUUUCCGGGCUUUCCCCCAAAUUGAAUCGUUCCUCAGAUUUACAGGUCUUUAUACCAAUAGAGUAGACGGAGAAGGAAUGGACGUAAAUCCGAGCCCUUGUGCGUUUGCGCUAGCAUGCACCGCAUAAGAUACGUGGUGAAGGUAAGGCGGGAGGCGGUGGCGCCAUGCAUGACAUGCCCUCUCUGCCACAAGCUCUUCCGCGACGCCACCACUAUUAUUGAAUGCCUCCACACUUUUUGCAGGAAAUGCAUUUACAAGAAGCUCUCAGACGAGGAGAUGGACUGCUGUCCAAUAUGCAAUAUCGACUUGGGAUGUGUUCCGUUGGAGAAGUUGAGGGCGGAUCAUAAUUUGCAAGAUGUAAGGGCAAAAUUAUUUCCUCAUAAGAGGAUCAAUGUGAAGGCCCCUGAACUUGUAACUCCUGUUGUGUUGCCUGCCAAGAGAAAGGAAAGAUCUCUUUCAUCAUUGGUGGUCAGCACCCCCAGAGUAUCGACACAGAUUGGAAUGACCGGAAGAAGAUCAAAAUCUGUUGCAAGAAAAGCAUCAAAAGGUUCCAGUUUUAUCAUAGAAAAACCAGUUUCAAACUCCAUUGAGGAUCAGCCUGACAGCUCUAGCUCACCAGAGUUGUUGAACAAAUUUACUCAGAACCUGAGGCAGAACUCUGCUGCUGGCGAGCCAUCUAAUCACCCUAACUCCGAUAGAGGGAGAGGGAAUGGUCCUGAUUAUUGGGAAGGAAAAGUUGAUCUCUGGAAACCUUUAACUUGUUUGGUUGAAGCAGCAAAUAGGAGCAAGUCGUCUAAGUUCAGCACACAAGGAACUCUUGCUAAAUCUGAAGAGCAACUUUCAUAUGAGAAUGAGGGUCUUCCUAGGAAAACCAAGAAUAAGGAACAAAGAAAGAAAUCAAAAGUUAAAGAUGAGAAGAAUUACGGUGACCAUGCCCCUCCAGAAUCUGAAAGGCCUAAAAAGUUUAGUAGAAUCCGUGAAAAGGCACGGAAUUUUGGAGAAUUGGCUCCCCCCCAGGCUGUGCUCGAUGCUGCCAGUGCUAAACUUGACAGAAGAACUUAUCCAAUUUGGUUCUCGUUGGUCGCCUCUAACGAUGUGGAAGGAGAUGCCCCACCCCUGCCUCAGAUUUCAGCAAGUUACUUGAGAAUAAAGGAUGGAAAUAUACCUGUUUCUUUUAUUCAAAAGUACCUCAAGAGGAAGUUAGAUCUCACAAGUGAAGCUGAGGUUGACAUCAAGUGCAUGGGACAGACGAUCAUCCCCACAUUGACGUUGAAUAAUCUAGUUGAUCUGUGGCUUCAGACAACUAGCACUGAGAGAGUAUCAGCCACAAUUGGCUCAUCCGCGAAGGAAUUCGUGAUGGUACUGAGCUACGCUCGCAGAGUCCCUGAUUCUUGAACGCUUGUGCCACCAUUUUUCCCUCCCGUCCCCAAUAAUAUCUCUAUAGUAUUUAAGUUUCAGUAGCAGUAAGCUUUUCCAAUUCCCGGCACUGUACGCCCGUUUUGAGCCAUUUCUUACAACUCUUGCAACUCUGGCCUUGGUACUAGGCAGCACGUUCCUAAGAGUUGCCUGGAAGCUAGUAAUGUGAAUCUGUGAUUAGCUUUCCAAGUUGAGCUUCUAAUGUAUGCUCUAAAUCUGGGAUGUUGUAGUUUUUGACAGUCAGUGGACUUGAAGCACCUAUGUCUGUUUUAUUCUCUGAUUCUGCACUAUAGUUAUCACCUUGGACUUGGACAUAUUGUUGUAUGGUUCUUGAUUAUGUUAACGGAGUAGGAAAGCAUAGAAGUUUAUGAUCA
Messenger RNA from Sesamum indicum (sesame), 1956 nucleotides. The record is from RefSeq and is a predicted model, not a curated record. Lineage: Eukaryota; Viridiplantae; Streptophyta; Magnoliopsida; Lamiales; Pedaliaceae.